UCUCUCAACAAAUCUUGGGAGAAGGGGGGUGCUGCAAACGAACGACUACUAGUACAGGAGGUGCGAUUCGCCGCGGGAAGCAAGCAAGCUUCACGCUCACAGAUUUUGACAACUGCUCCAUGCCUCGUGCAAGACGUAUGCUGGAUCAACUCAUUUUUGUUGAACCUUGAGAUUGCAUUGAACGUUUUUGGGUGAACGUACUAUCACCGAAAUUUUAGCGGUCCCAGCAACCAAACUGGAACAGUGCUGAAGUGGACUAACGUUAGCUAUCCGCCGUUAGCGUCCUCUCCCGUCUGCUGAAGUAGCUCUGAUGGCGAAAAACACACUGUCUUCACGGUUUAGAAAGGUGGACAUUGAUGAAUACGACGAGAACAAAUUUGUGGACGACCACGAUGAAGCAGCGGAUCAGCAGGGGCCAGACGCGGUGGAGGUAGACAAUCUCAUAAGGCAAGGGGACAUGAUGACAGCCUUUCACAUCGCCCUGCGAAACCCACCACUCAACACCAAGAACCCAGCAGUCAAGGAGCGGGCCCAGGCGGUGGUGCUGCGAGUGCUGACGUCCUUCAAGAGCAGCGACAUCGAGGCGGCGGUCAAGUCGCUGGACCGGAACGGCGUGGACCUGCUGAUGAAGUACAUCUACAGAGGCUUCGAGAGGCCGUCUGAUAACAGCAGUGCCAUCCUGCUGCAGUGGCACGAAAAGGCCUUUGCGGUCGGAGGCCUGGGGUCCAUCGUGCGAGUUUUGACGGCCCGAAAGACAGUUUGACAGGAGGUACGGAUGUCCUUCGGGCUUGGGGAGAGGGAGGGGGGAGGAACGGAGGGGCGUCACAACAAAGCACUGACCGAAGAACAGAUGACAACACCGUGGUGGUCCGCCCAUGAGAACGUAGAUCAAUCUUUAAUAAACACCACUCUUUUCUUCCUCAAGCUACAAAAAAAUCAAACCAUCAAGCUAUCCUGGAGGCGUAAGGAGAGGGAGAGAAAAAAAAGACACACUACAAGGAAAUAUUUUGAUGGACAUUUGAUAUGUUCAGAGUCGGAAUGCUGUUUCACAAUGUGAAGGUCAAAAGCAGGGGCGGGGGGGGGGAUGUUAUUAUAUACAGCAGUCUCAUAAAUUAUUUGAAGUCAGUUGACAUCCAUCAGCAUAUUGUUUGUUUGUAUGCUUGCUCUGUGUGUUUGGAUGAAAUGAACUGGCUGACAUGAAUACGAAGAGAAAAAAAAAGGCUGUUGGAAAAAGUGGCGGAAAAUAAUGCGAGGUGCGGUGCGGUUAGACAAUAAGGUGGUUCAAACACUGUGUGUGUGUAUGCGGAUAUGAAAAGUGUGUGUUUGUUUGUGUGUGUGUGUGUGGUUAACUAAGUAAAAAGGAAGAAUUAAAAAGCCUGACAGUUGGCGAGUGUAUUUGUAUGUGAUGUCAGAUGAAUUCAGUGUUUAAUGAUCCAAUUUUAUUUUGUUUGUUCUUUUUUUUUUCUUGUCAUUGUCCCUCAUUCUCAUGUUUUGUACAGAGAGAAGUACAUUUAAUAUAAAUUUCUGGAGUUGUAUUUGGA
Messenger RNA from Engraulis encrasicolus (European anchovy), 1541 nucleotides. It is a transcript of the gene arpc5lb, whose product is annotated as actin related protein 2/3 complex, subunit 5-like, b. The transcript is spliced from 4 exons. Gene Ontology annotation, biological process: cell migration; Arp2/3 complex-mediated actin nucleation; regulation of actin filament polymerization. Gene Ontology annotation, molecular function: actin filament binding. The coding region runs from base 311 to 763 and encodes 150 amino acids. The record is from RefSeq and is a predicted model, not a curated record. NCBI's taxonomy places the organism in Eukaryota, Metazoa, Chordata, Actinopteri, Clupeiformes, Engraulidae. Gene Ontology annotation, cellular component: Arp2/3 protein complex; actin cytoskeleton; cytoplasm.